Chaetura pelagica (chimney swift) is the source of this 2316-nucleotide messenger RNA. RefSeq names its product PAS domain containing 1 (gene PASD1). Gene Ontology annotation, cellular component: cytoplasm; CLOCK-BMAL transcription complex; nucleus. Bases 1 to 2316 code for a protein of 771 amino acids. Gene Ontology annotation, molecular function: DNA-binding transcription factor activity, RNA polymerase II-specific; protein dimerization activity; RNA polymerase II cis-regulatory region sequence-specific DNA binding. The record is from RefSeq and is a predicted model, not a curated record. Gene Ontology annotation, biological process: regulation of transcription by RNA polymerase II; circadian regulation of gene expression. NCBI's taxonomy places the organism in Eukaryota, Metazoa, Chordata, Aves, Apodiformes, Apodidae. The transcript is spliced from 19 exons.
AUGGAUGAAGAUGAGAAGGACAGGGCAAAGAGGGCAUCACGCAACAAAUCUGAAAAGAAGAGGAGAGACCAGUUCAAUGUCCUCAUUAAAGAGCUUUGCACCAUGCUGCAGGGCCACGGGCACCCUCUCAAGAUGGACAAGUCCACAAUACUGCAGAGAACCAUUGACUUCUUACAGAAACAGAAAGAAAUCACAGCACAGACAGAAGCCUGUGAGAUUAGACAAGACUGGAAACCUUCAUUUCUUAGCAACGAGGAGUUCACCCAGUUGAUGUUAGAGGCCCUGGAUGGCUUUCUCAUUGCUCUUACCACUGAUGGGAUUAUUAUUUAUGUCUCUGAUAGUGUUUCAUCUCUGCUUGGACACCUACCAUCAGAUUUGGUGGACCAAAAUAUAUUAAACUUUCUGCCUGAGCGGGAGCAGAGUGAGGUGUACAAGCUCCUUUCUCCACACGUGCUGAUGACAGAUCCUGUUGCAGCUGAUUUUCUGAACGCGGAAAAACAAAUAGAGUUUUGCUGCCAUUUAGCAAGAGGCAGCUUGGAUCCAAAUGAACCCUUGAUGUAUGAAUAUGUGAAAUUUGUAGUGGAUUUUAAAUAUUUUACUCAUGUGCCUACACCCUCCUGUAAUGGCUUUGAGUCAGCUAUUGCACGAGCUUUCAGGUCAGCCACGGAGGAGCAGAUUUGCCUCGUAGCGACUGUUCGUCUUGUCACACCACAGUUCUUAAAGGAGCUCUGCAAUGUUGAAGAGCCAUGUGAAGAAUUUACAUCAAGGCAUAGUUUGGAAUGGAAGUUUUUAUUCUUGGACCACAGGGCUCCACCUAUUAUAGGAUAUUUGCCCUUUGAGGUUCUGGGAACAUCAGGGUAUGAUUACUACCACGCAGAUGACCUGGAGCUUCUUGCUAGGUGCCAUGAACACUUGAUGCAGUUUGGGAAAGGAAAGUCCUGUUACUAUCGGUUCCUGACCAAAGGCCAGCAGUGGAUAUGGCUGCAGACACACUACUACAUCACCUACCACCAGUGGAAUUCCAAACCCGAGUUCAUUGUCUGCACUCACCUGGUAGUUAGUUAUGCAGAGGUUCGAGCUGAAAGAAGGAGAGAUCUUGGCCUUGAAGAAUCAUCAAUUGAACUGGCAUCCUCUUCUGUAAAGAGCCACAGCAGCUACCUGGACGUGGGGCCAUGCGGCAGUAGCCAGGACGCCAGCCGGGAGGGAGUGUCCCUGUCAUCCCACAGCUCCCGCCGCUCCUCGCACACCGCGCUCUCCGACUCCGCAUCCACCUCAUCCAUGCGACACACAGACACCAGCACCCCCACCCGGCCGUCAGUGCCAGGGGGGCAGGUGGAGAAGGCAGCCCUGCGGCUGGCGCCGGCGGGAAGCGCUCAGCCAGUGUACCAUUUCCCCACCCAGCUGGGAAUGAUGCAUCAGCUGAAAGAGCAGCUGGAGGAGAGGACUCGCAUACUGCAAGCUGACAUCAAGACACAGCAAGAAGAGCUCCAUGUCAUCAAGGAGCAGCUCCAGCUAGUGCAGGACUCCAACCUGCAGAUGCUGAUGCAGCAGCCGAUCCCUGUUGUCUUUAACAACGUGCAGCACCCAAGCCCCAGGAGGCCACCCCCACCAGCAGCAGGGACCCCCGGGCAGGCAACAGCCAAGAAGUCACAACAGCAAGGUCUUCUGGGGACGAAGCACUACUGCAGCACCCACCUGCCAUCACCACGCCAAUUCCUCAGGGACCCCUGUGGCACAGCCACCCAGGUCAGUGCACAUCCCAUUGCCGUGGCUGCACAGGUGCCGACCGAUGGCAGCGAGAGGCAACCACAGUCAGAGUACAGCCAGGACAGGAGCCUCAGGAUGCUGUUGGAUCAGUCUAUCCAAGCCAUGAUGCCCGCUGCCAACGGCAGUGGCCAGUCCACACAGAGCAGUGCCAGCAGGCAGCAAGGAAAAUUCGUUGCAGAGCAGCAGAUCUUGCCUCCCCCAGUACAGAUGCAACCUGUAGCAACCUGUAGCACCGUCCGACCUCCAGCCCCAUCACCCAUUUUCUCCCCGUCUCUGAUGAUCCCACACACCAGCUUCACAUCCCACCAGGCAAACACACCAGUCCUGCUCCAUCAGUGGCCACAGCAGCAGGGUCAGCAGCACCGUCUCUACCUUCAGAUGCAGGGUCCUGAGCCGGUGCCUGGGGGUCCAACGCAGCGCGUUUUCCAGCCACCCCACGCCCCGCAGCAGAACCCCCUGAGCUCCUUGCUGCACCCUCAGCAGCAGAGCCGCCACACGCAGGGCCAGGCAUGCAACCUGCCUGACCUGCCCGAGAUGCAGCUGCCCUGA